GUUUUUCAAUUUUCUCUUUUUGGAAUGUUUGUGUUUUACUCUUGUAGAUUGUGAAAUUUAUCAGCUAUGUAUUGCUCACUGCUGGUUUCAUGAGAGAGAUAAUUAGAAGCUUAAAUUGUAUAUAUAUUUUCAAGUAAAAUGUAUUGAGUUGAGGAGAUUUAUGCCGGUUGGGUUUUUGGCUUUGUAAGCUGUCCCAAAUUAAUGGAGCUGAAGGUCUGGGUCGAGGGGAUACAAAGGAUUGUUUGUGGUGUAACUGAGACUACCACUUGUCAGGAUGUAGUCUUUGCAUUGGCUCAUGCGACUGGAAAAGUGGGUAGAUUCACAUUAAUUGAACGAUGGAGGAAUAAUGAGAGACUCUUAGCUCCACAAGAAUAUCCUCUAAAGAUUCUAAUGAAAUGGGGUGAAUAUUCAAACGAUAUACAGUUCAUUCUAAGAAGAUCUGAUAGCAGCGAUAACCAAAAAUUCUUACCACCUAAUAGCAAUAUAAAAUCACCAAAUGGAAAUGGUCAAACUACAUUAAAUCCCAACAUACAAGAUAAGCAGAAUUCACCAAAUAGGCCAAAUUCAACUGCAUUUAACAAUGUUAAUACAUCACCAAGUAAUCCGGUGGGUGUUGUAAGGGGUAUACAACAAAGUAAAACUUCCGAUGAUAGUCCAGUAUCUAAAGAUGUUCCACCUUAUCGGGAUCCUCCACCACCAUACAGAUCUCCGCCUCCACCUCAAGGAGUUCGGAAGUCGCCCAGCCGCUCGAGACCUCGCUCACACAUGUCACCGGUAAAUGAACCUGAUGAAGAACGGAAUCCGGAGGCAGUCAGCUAUAACACGCAAUAUAGAGAGUUGGUGUCACUUGUAAAUUAUCAGAGAGACAAACUUUCCAGCCAGCAAGUUGAUUUGAUAAAAUAUGACGCAGAGAUAGGGUACUGGGAAAACAAAGGCAGAGAGCAGGAAAGACAAGUGGAACUCUUACAACAACAAAUCAACUCAGCUGACAGUCAACUUAGAAUUAGCACAGAACAGGUACAAGCAUUAAACUAUGUUGAAGAAGAAAGCGAAAUAGCGAAACAAAAUGAGAAGACUUUGAAAUCAGAGAUUGUACUGGUUCGAUCAAAACUAGCCAAUUGUGAGACAGAACUUUUACAAUGUAAGAACAAGAUUCGAAAAGUCAUGGAAGAUAUACAUACUGAACAAAGACUUCAAAAUGGCCGUCAACAAGAGAAUCGGCAAGCCUUGGAAAGGACAAUGUUAGCAGAAAUGGAUGGCCUUCAAACGCAGAUACAACAAGCAAAACAUGCCACAGAGAUCAACCACUUAACAGCUGAAAAUCUGAAACGAGAGGUGGGUGUACUCGAAACAGCCAUAAUGGAAAAGAAGCGACAGGUGGAACGGCUAGUUCAGGAAAUGAAGGAAGCUAAUCUUCAGAGUCUUACUGGUAGUGUGGACGAACUUCGGCAUCCGUUAGACGGCAUGUGCAAAGCAGGCAGCGCUAGAAGGAUUAUUGGGUCUCCGAGACAACUUGAGAACGCCGCGCCCACAAAUAAGAACCCACAUGGAGUUUGGGUGUAAAACUAGUAAAACAUAUUUACUAAUUUCAAAGUUUUAUACUAAAAAACACGAAACACUCAUACCCAUACAAACAUAAAAAUCAUGUUUUGUCAGCAAUCUAAUUGGUUUAGUAAUUUUAAAAUUUCAAUUAAAAAAAAUGAGAUCCUCUGAGAUUAUAAUGUGUUUCACAUUAAAUACCUAUAAGGAUACCUAUUGCAAAAAUCUUUAAAAUUAAGUUCUAUAUGAAUUUAGUCUUCAACCCAUUUGAAAGUAGUUAAACAACUGCCCAAUCACACGCGAUGACAUCCAUCGUUUGCGUUGAUGCAAUACUUAUGCGAGCAAUGGUUUCGUCUUCGGUUUAUAUAGAACAAAUAAAUAAUAGUAUAUGUCUUAUACUACAAUAAUUAAUGUAUUCACAAUAUAAAUUUAUAAGUCACAUUAUAUUAAAAAUAUAAUUUUAUAAGAUGCAUAAACAUUUAUAGUAGACAAACUGUAAAUAAAAUCAUAUUUAAUCAUUAGAAUUUAAUAUAAUGUAUUAGCGUUGUGUUCAAAUUGUGUCAUAUACCGUCACAAAUACUCGGAUAAUUCUUAAGUAUUAAAAAAAACGAUUUUUCUUUAAAAUGAAAAAUAUGAGGAAUAUUUUAAUGAUAUACCUUACUUCACUAUUUAAAUAAAUGAAGAUAAAACUACAAGUUGGUAUUAUCAAGUGUAUAUGUUUGAAGUUUCUAUGUAGGGUCGUUAUAUUUGUACUAAGCAUUUUAAAAGUCUUGCCUUUUUUGUUUUAGUAAAAAAUAUAUCUAUAGGAUUUAAUUAACUUCUAUUAAUCAUUGCUUUUUACGUAGCGGCAUUUAUUAUAUAAAUCUAAGCGAGUUUUAGUUUGGUGCAAAAUAUUGUGUGAUCUUAGUUUUUACGAAUUUAUGAUAUGAGAAAGCAAAACGAGAUUUUUUUUAACUAAACAACUUAUUCUGAUUAACGAAAUAUAAAAAAAUAGUUAAAAAUAAUAUGAUGGAUUAAAGGCUUCACUUCAUGGUAAAGUAUGGAAAAUAAAUAAACUAAUUAAAGUUUAUAUUAGAUUGUUCUUUUAACUUUUAAUGAUAGACAUUUGUACAAUGUAAUAAUAAUAAAUAAUAAAAAUAAUUUACAAUUCAAGUAAAUAAGAUUAUUCAAAAUUCGCAAUCCAUGCAUUCUUCGUUUUGCCUUCUCUCAGGUGCCGUGCGUUGUGCAAUGUGCCAUUGACAUGUAGAUUAAAUAGACAAACUAAUUUAUAACAAAUUACUAUC
Messenger RNA from Pieris rapae (cabbage white), 2822 nucleotides. RefSeq names its product ras association domain-containing protein 8 (gene RASSF8). Gene Ontology annotation, biological process: signal transduction. Bases 202 to 1563 code for a protein of 453 amino acids. The transcript has 10 exons. NCBI's taxonomy places the organism in Eukaryota, Metazoa, Arthropoda, Insecta, Lepidoptera, Pieridae. The record is from RefSeq and is a predicted model, not a curated record.